AUGCUCCACUCUGUUAUUGCUCUGAUUUCUGGAGCUUUGAUGAUGUUUUACUCCUAUGAAUUUUAUGUGUUCAGCCAUGGCCUUGAGACAGCAAGUAAGCUCCAAGGGUCAACACCCCAUGAUCAGCUUUUAAUUCAAACCGCCGAUUCCUUAUCCGGCUUGCUUCUAUUUUCCAUUGGAUCCCUUCUGUUCAUGGUGGCUUUUGUCAAGGACAACAAGUUCCAGAGCUUCUUUGCUAAAGGUUGUGUAUUGCUUCACAUUUCCAUGGCUAUUUGGAGAGUUUACUUUGAGAGGAAACUUGAAGAUCUUGCCCGGGAUUGGCCAAAGCAGGUCGCCGGAGACAUCACACUGGCGCUUUCGUGGUGUUUUCUUCUUGUGUACUCAUGGAGGGAGAAAUAUGAUUAG
Prunus armeniaca (apricot) is the source of this 405-nucleotide messenger RNA. Lineage: Eukaryota; Viridiplantae; Streptophyta; Magnoliopsida; Rosales; Rosaceae. The record is from the annotation of a GenBank genome assembly.